UUUUGGGAUUUGAAUUUGUUAACAUGGGUAAUAUAAAGCUGAAUAGCAUUCUCACAAGUUGGUAUCCCUAACUGUAACCACCAUUUUAUUUUUCGGAAAGCUCCUCAAAUGUUAUGCUUAGGUUCCCUUCCACCCUCUCCCAAAUGGAAAAACCAAUCGUAUCUUGUUCAAACAUUUUCACCUAUUCUCAUUCUCCUCCAAAACUCCCACUUUCCAGUUACAUCGAUAUCAAUAAUCCCUUCCACUGUUUAGAAUCAUGCCAAUCUCCCAGGGAACUUAAGCAACUGCAUGCUUUAACCCUCAAAACAAGACCUCUCCAAACCCAACUCAUUUCCUCCAAAAUAUUAUCAUUUCUUAUCCCUUUUUCUUCCCCUGAAAGCGUUACCUAUGCUAGAGAACUUGUCAACCACUUAAAACCUCCUUAUUUGCAACUGCAUUUUUACAAUUCCUUAAUUCAAGCCCUCACGAAUUCCUCACAAGCCAUAGCAUUAUAUGGCGAAAUGAUAACCAAAUGUAUUUAUCCUGACACUUAUACUAUCCCUUAUGUUCUAAAAUCAUGUGCCCAAUCCCAUGCCCUGGAAGAAGGCCAACAAAUCCAUGCACAUUCCAUUAAGUUUGGUCUUAGUUCCAAUGUUUAUGUUCUCAACACUUUGAUGCGUCUUUAUGCUGUUUGUGGGUUUACUCAUUCUGUUAAAAAACUGUUCGAUGGAAGUCCUGAAAGAGACUUGGUGUCUUGGACCACCCUUAUUCAAGCUUUUGUUAAAAUGGGUUUUGCCAAGGAAGCCAUCCAAGCUUACUUUGAUAUGUGUAGAGCAAAUUUAAGACCCGAUAAAAGGACAUUGGUCGUCAUCCUUUCGGCUUGUUCUAGGUUAGGAGACUUGAGCUUAGGCACCCGAAUUCAUGAAAAUAUAUGUGAUAUUCAUGAUAUUUAUUCGGAUGUUUUUGUUGGCAAUGCAUUGGUUGAUAUGUAUAUGAAAUGUGGCGAUGCGGACUCUGCUCGCAAGCUGUUUGAUAAAAUGCCUGUUAAAAAUGUGGUUUCUUGGAAUUCCAUGAUAUCUGGCCUAGUUCAACAAGGACAAUUCAAGGAAGCAUUGCAUGUUUUUCAUGACAUGCAAAGGAUAGGUCUUAGGCCUGACAGUGUUACUCUAGUUGCCGUUUUGAAUGCUUGUAGUAAUCUUGGGAAGCUGGAGUUAGGAAAGUGGGUUCAUGCAUAUAUUGAUAAAAAUCAAAUCAAGGCAGAUGGGUUUGUAGGAAAUGCGUUAGUGGAUAUGUAUGCUAAGUGUGGAAGCGCAGAACAAGCUUUUGGUGUGUUUCAAGGAAUGGAAUGCAAAGAUGUCUUUUCCUAUACUGCCAUGAUUGUGGGAUUCGCAAUGAAUGGAGAAGCCGAGAGAGCAUUGGAUAUCUUUGCAGAGAUGCCGAUGGUAGGCACCAAACCAGAUGAAGUGACAUUUGUUGGUGUUCUUUCUGCAUGUAGUCAUGCAGGAAUGGUAGAGGAGGGUUGGAAGCACUUUGAAGACAUGUCAAGAGUUUAUAAUCUGGAACCUCAAACAGAGCACUAUGGUUGUAUGGUUGAUCUUUUAGGCCGUGCUGGACUAAUAAGUGAGGCAGAAGUAUUUAUAGCAAAUAUGCCAAUUGAACCUGAUGCAUUUGUUUGGGGUGCACUACUAGGAGCUUGUAGCAUUCAUGGAAAAGUUGAGCUUGGGGAAGCCAUAAUGAAAAAACUUGUAGCUAUCGAACCUGUAAGAGACGGAGCAUAUAUACUCAUGUCGAACAUCUAUUCGUCUGCAAAUAGGUGGAAAGACGCACUAAAGUUGAGGAAGGCAAUGAAAGAAAGAAAAAUGAAGAAGACUCCUGGUUGUAGUUUAAUCGAAAUCAAUGGUGUUGUUCAUGAGUUCCGUAAGGGAGACAAAUCACACCCUAGAAAUGAGGAGUUAAGGAAGGUGCUGGGAGAAAUGGCGAUUCACUUACAGAACCAUGGUCAAUUUCCUACUAGCAACUUCAUCACAUGAUACAGCUCAUUGAGAUAGUGGAGAAUGACUUCGUGUGGGAAAAUGGAGGCAGUGAGGCAUAUUUGUUUGGCUUUCUCACAAGGUAGUAUUAAUAAAAUAAGCAGGUUGAGAAAAUUAUGGUUAAUAUUCACAUGUAGAGAUGCCUAGAAAAGCAGUAAGUUUCUUAGGUCAGUCCUUUAAUGGUGAUACAAGAGUGCCGUUCAAGAAGAGAUAAUAAACACCGACCUCCAUACUUCCCAUAUGUACCAGAAAAAAACAUCUCAACAUGUGAAAUGAAAGGGGUCAAAUUACUCAAGUUCUUCCGCUCAAAGAAACAAAGGAAGCGGUUUGAGCUUUUUAAGUUCGAAUUUUUUUGGACUCGAAUUAUUAUGGACUUGAACUUUCUCUUGUUCGGAUAUUAUUGAGCUCUAAUCAAUUUGGACAAAGUUUUGGGCUCGGACCUGUUUUACCUGCUCUACUUUCUUUGUUGUGGUACGAGAAUAUUUUUCCUAAAAUAAAAACUGUUGCUUAGUUAUUUAGGGUGCU
Molecule: messenger RNA, 2534 nt
Organism: Gossypium raimondii (Peruvian cotton)
Lineage: Eukaryota; Viridiplantae; Streptophyta; Magnoliopsida; Malvales; Malvaceae
Product: pentatricopeptide repeat-containing protein At1g08070, chloroplastic
Exons: 1
Coding region: 114-2009 (631 amino acids)
Biological process (GO): RNA modification
Molecular function (GO): protein binding; RNA binding
Source: RefSeq, a predicted model, not a curated record